Messenger RNA from Odocoileus virginianus texanus, 5521 nucleotides. RefSeq names its product phosphodiesterase 12 (gene PDE12). The record is from RefSeq and is a predicted model, not a curated record. Gene Ontology annotation, molecular function: 3'-5'-RNA exonuclease activity. Lineage: Eukaryota; Metazoa; Chordata; Mammalia; Artiodactyla; Cervidae. Gene Ontology annotation, biological process: nuclear-transcribed mRNA catabolic process, deadenylation-dependent decay. Gene Ontology annotation, cellular component: mitochondrion.
AAUUCACACUUCUUUUAGAAAAAGGCUUCUUUUCCUCACUGUAAGCCAGGGGAAAAAGAGUAUGGCUUAUUAUAAGACACUCAAUAAACAUUCUAGUUGUAGGAGACGGGAAAGUGGAUGCAAACAAAUCCUUUGCCGUGACGAGAGAAUUCUCAAUUUCUUCUCUGAAUCAUGAGGUCUUUUUUUCCCCUUCAGUUCAUCACUUAAUUAUAUUUAACACAAAAUUUGUCCCUUGAAAUACUUUUUUUCAUGUGGUUUUCAAAGAAACUGCAUAUUUCUCAUUUCCUUUUACUCACUGGCUAUUCUGUCUCCUGUCAUUCAUUCAACAACGCCUCUUUGGCCUUGAGCACUAACUUAACCUCUUUGGACCUCAUAUCUGUAUGUUUUCAGCACAGUCACUGCUCCCUAAUCGGGAGCUAUUAUGUAUCGUUCGUAGUUACUACCACAAAAGCUCUGCUUCGCGCGUCGGCGCUGGCUCGGUCAGAGGAGAACCCACCACACCUCAGAAGAGGGUGAGCAACGUUGGGAGUGCUGCUGAGAACUAAACAACACUUUCCACACCUGAACACACACUGGCAAUCUGGGUAGAGUUCCCUACGCCCUAGCACAAGGCAGCACCAGAGAGCACCAGAAGUCAAGCGGUUAAAACCCAGGCACCACGCCUAUCUCCUCCGAGGAAGCGAAACCCGUGACAUCACCUCCACCACUUCCGGUUUGAGCGCGCCUUCUCUUCUGCCUGCCAACUGCACUUUCGUUAAAAUCGUGGAGUCUAAUAUUUCCUUCUGGAACCUCUAUAUUUUCUUUUUUUUCCCAUCCUUAUGACUCUACUAAAAGAUAAAAUUAAGCCAGAUGGAUUCGAAAAAAGCGUGGCUGUGGAGAAAAGGAGUAGGUGAGCUGCCCUGGUGAAAGUGCGUGGCGGGAGCUCAGUGCGCCUUCUCUUCGCCGGCCGGAAGUUGAGGGACUGAAUGGAUCCCGGAACCGGCGGCUGCGGCUUCUCCGUCUCUACUUGACACUUGGCGGUUGCUUAGCCGCAGGUCUUGACAGCCGUUGGGCCGCCAGGUUCAUGUGGAGGCUCCCAGGCGUCCGCGCCGCGCUUCGUGGGGUCCGCACGGCGGUGGAGCGGCGCAGUCGGACCGAGGCGGCGUCUGAGACCUCGGUGGGCGCGAUGGAGCGCGCUGUGGUGCGCUGUGUGCCUUCCGAGCCUAAGCUAAGCCUGUCAUUCGCGCUGGCCGACGGCAGCCACAAGAACAUGCAGCGCGACCAGAGCGAGCCGCUGGGUCGGGCUCUCAGCCGGAUCGCUACCAAUGCCCUUAAAGGCCACGCUAAGGCAGCCGCCGCCAAGAAGAUCAGGAAGAACCGGGCAAACGCAAGCAGUGGCGUGGCCUGUGCUGGGCCUGGGCCUGAGCCGGCUGCAGCCUGCGAGCCCGUGGUGAAGCUGUACUACCGGGAGGAGGCAGUAGCUGAAGACGUGCUCAAUGUGGACGCCUGGCAGGACGGUGCGGUGCUGCAGAUUGGUGAUGUCAAGUACAAGGUGGAGCGCAACCCACCCACCUUCACCGAGCUACAGUUGCCGCGCUAUAUCAUGGCCGGCUUCCCGGUAUGCCCCAAGCUCGGCGUCGAAUUUGGGGAUCCCACCGGCUCCCUCUUUCGCUGGUACAAGGAAACCAAACCCAGAGCGGCGGAGCCUGAGGGCGGAGGCCCCUCGUCAUCGUCUCCCUCUUCGCUCUCUCCUGGUUGGACCGAGACGGGUGUGGACGAGCGCGUCUACACCCCGUCUAAUGCCGACAUCGGGCUACGGCUCAAGCUUCAUUGCACUCCGGGCAAUGGGCAGCGCUUCGGGCCAAGCCGGGAGUUGGAAAGUGUGUGUCCAGUGGAGGCUGGGCCCGGCACCUGCACCUUUGACCACCGGCAUCUCUACACAAAGAAGGUGACGGACGACGCUCUCAUCCGCACAGUCUCCUACAACAUUCUGGCUGACACAUACGCCCAGACUGAGUUCUCGCGGACGGUCCUGUAUCCAUACUGUGCCCCUUACGCUCUGGAACUCGACUACCGCCAGAAUCUUAUCCAGAAGGAGCUCACGGGCUACAACGCCGACCUCAUCUGUUUGCAGGAAGUUGACCGCUGCGUGUUUACAGACAGCUUGGUGCCGGCCCUCGAGGCCUUUGGGCUGGAGGGCGUGUUUCGAAUCAAGCAGCACGAAGGCCUGGCUACUUUCUACCGAAAGUCCAAGUUCAGCCUCCUUAGCCAGCAUGACAUUGCUUUCCAUGAAGCCCUGCAGUCCGACCCACUUCACAAAGAACUGCUGGAGAAACUAGCUUUGUAUCCAGCAGCGCAAGAAAGGGUGCUCCAGAGGUCUUCUGUCGUUCAGGUUUCUGUUCUUCAGUCUACAACAGACUCUUCUAGAAAGAUAUGUGUUGCUAAUACCCAUCUUUACUGGCACCCCAAAGGUGGGUACAUUCGUCUCAUUCAAAUGGCAGUAGCCCUGGCUCACAUUAGACAUGUCUCUUGUGAUCUGUAUCCCGGCAUACCAGUCAUAUUUUGUGGGGACUUUAAUAGCACCCCAUCAACAGGAAUGUAUCACUUUGUCAUCAGUGGCAGCAUCGCAGAGGAUCAUGAAGACUGGACUUCCCAUGGGGAAGAGGAACGAUGCAACAUGUCUCUUAGCCAUUUCUUCAGACUGAAAAGUGCUUGUGGUGAACCUGCUUACACAAAUUAUGUCGGUGGCUUUCAUGGAUGUCUGGAUUAUAUUUUCAUUGACUUAAAUGCUUUAGAGGUUGAACAGGUGAUUCCAUUACCUAGUCAUGAAGAAGUUACCACCCACCAAGCCUUACCUAGUGUUUCCCAUCCCUCUGAUCACAUAGCACUUGUAUGUGAUUUAAAAUGGAAAUAGAUUUGUGUCUAAUAGAAUUUAAAUCUGCUCUAGUAGGAGAUUUAAUUUGAAUCAGAGUUUAUGUAUAACUUUCAAAGAGGAAAAUUAGACACUAAGGUAAAAUAUUCUUAUCCUAUUAGUUAUGUUCUAGUGUCUUCAUUACAUGACUAUCAUAAUGUUUCCAUAAUAGUUUCUCUACCCUUUUUUCCUAUCCUUGGAGGAAAAACAAAAAUAUUUAUGGCUGGCAGGAAGAACACUGUGUACAUUUUAUAAGUACUUUUUUUUUGCUAAUUAAGAAUUUUGUAAAGGAAAAAAAAAAUACCUGAAUGAUCUUGUAAUUUUUCUAUCAUAACACACUUCAGAUUAAAUGAUGUAUAUAUAAUUAGGGGGAGAGCACAUACAAGUUGAAAUGAGAGGAUUAAGUUCUCUCAUUCUCACAAGGAAAGAAUAACAUUAGGGCCUAUCUCUACCUCAGUUUGGAUGGCAAUUUCAUACAACUUCAGAGCUUUAACAAAAAAGUACACCAUAACCAAUUCCUAUUGUUUUUCAUCUUUUGUUUUUCGAUUGACAUAAGGUAUUUUCACUGUCUUAUUUUUAGGAUUUAAUUUUUAGUGUAUGGCAUAAAUGGACAUACUUAUGGUCCCAUCCUUACUGCAGCUUAUCUUAACUUUUAGGAUGCAAGCACAAUUUAGUAUUCAAAGUGAACAGUAACAUUGUCAACUUGAUCCUAUUGUCUAUAACACUCUUACCUAUGGAAAAUGUUCAUAAAUCAACAGGGUAUUUGACCCUAUCAUAUUAGGUAUUAGGAGAAUAGCACAAUGCAUUACUUUUGAAAAACUGCCUACUGAUAUGGGCUUGAAAUAGUGGAUGAACCACAGAGUAUUUCUGUGCUGCAAGUAUUUUUGAAAUUGUUGGUUUUUCUAAAUAGGAGAAAGGGAGAGUAGUAAUGGGGGUUUUGAGCAUCUCUGGAAUAAACUUAUAGACUUGAACAUUAUAUUAUAGCUUGAGUUACAGGAAAACAUUGUAUAUGUAAUUUAUAUACUGUAAAAUUUUUAAAAAAUAUGAAGCCAAAUUCUUGAAAAUUACAAAUUAUAGUUUUACUGAUUAGAGUCUAGCUGAUUAGUAACUAAGUUUUUCUAACUCAGUUAUCACCAUACUUUAUUUGUAAUGCUUUAGCUGCAGCCUCAUGUUCAGGAAAACCAUAAUGUCAUCUUGUAUUUCUGCAUUUAACUUAGACAGCUAGAGCUCACUUCAACCAGAGCUCUGAUUUUCCAGUCAUGAAGCCCUUUGUUCCACCUUCUUUAAUCUCUAAGCCUGGAAGAACUUUCCUCUUUUGAUGAAGUAGCCUGCAUUUUCAUAUUCUGCUCACUAUCCAGUAUAUUGUUUACGCUUAGUAAUUUUGAAAAUGAGAGGGUUUUACCUGCACUUCAGAUUGAACCUUGAAGUGCUUAAAAGUACUUGAAGCAAAAAAUUUAAGGUGGCAGUUUUUGGGGAUCUUGUUUAGAAAAAGCUAUAAAUGAGAAAUUGAAGCUACCAAAUUGUGCCUUCCUAAAUAGCAUUUUAAAAGCAUUUUAACAUCAGUUUACAGAUACACAAUAUAUUGAAGCCAGAAUCUGAGUUUUUUGCAAUUUUUUUUUCCGUUUAAAAUUUGGUUUUGAUUUCGUUUCAAACAGACAUUGAUAGGACUUUGACAGUAAGCUGAGAAAACAAAAAAGCUGAGAAACAUAAAGUGUAAUAUGACGUCCUCAUGCCCAUGAGAAAAACAUACAAGUCCUGUAUUAUUAAUAACACUACAGCAAGCUAUAUCGAACUUUGGUCACAAAAAUUCUACAUAGUUAUUAAACAUCCACAUCCUGAUUCUUCAAAUUUGGUAUUUGCUGACUAGACAAUGAUCAUGCAGGCAUUUCAGAAUAUUAGAAUAUAGAGUAUUAUUUUGAAGUGCCAUAUACUCUGGUCAAAUCUCUAGUACACAGCUACGUUCAUACAGUUAGUCCAAAGUUAUGCUGUCACGGUGGUGUUCCACUCUGACCCCCAUGGACAAGCUCCUCUGUCCAUGGAAUUUUCCAGGCACUACUACUGGAUUGGAUUGCCAUUUCCUUUUCCACCGUAUCUUCCUGGCCCAGGGAUCAAACCUGCAUCCCCUUCAUUGGCAGGUGGAUUCUUUACCACUGUGCCGCCUGGGAAGCCCAAAGUUAGGGAAUGCUAAGAAAACUGUAUAAGUAGCAUACCAAAACGUCCUUGUAUAUGAGUUAGAAUAAAGUGUUAUUUCAUAAAUUUUUUAAGUGUUUAAAGCCAUCUCUGUGAUUGAAUUUUUCUAUUACAUUUGGGUUUUUUAGUACAUGUAAUUAAAUAUGGAAAGUUGAACAAUUCUGGUGAAUCAGAUUGUACUAUGUAACCAGCAAGGUACAAUGUACUAGCAAGAACUUGUUUUUGCUAUAGGAAUUAAUGUUUUGAAACUUUAUAUUAUUGAUUACAAACUAUAAUACUUAAGAACACUAUAGAAUACAUUAUUCCUGUUAAAUGAAUUCGUAAACAGUUGCCACUCAGACAUACAAACUGGUAGUUUAUAAUUCGUUAGCAAACAAACCAUUUCUGACUAUAAUGUGAUGUUCUUUAAAUUCUAGAAACUAAAAUCAGUUGUUAAAAAUU